AUUCUGCGGCAGUCUCCGUCCAUUCUCACUUGCGGCAACAUCUCCAUGCUUCCCAGUGCCAAAGACGAUCUUCAGUGAAAAGUUGUGGAAUUUUUUUCUCUCAAGUGUGCAGAUAUGGCAGAAGAUUGGGCUUUCCUGGAGCGUGUUCAUCGAAUCCUAUCCGAGGAGAAUAUCCUAGAGCCAGCACCUGAUACACGUGUUGUAGACUUUAAGUAUCCAGAUGAGCUUUUGAAAAUCAUCGACGUGUCUCUGGGCACUCAAGUGCCACGCACUUUGGACGAGGCGGAAGAAAUUUGUCGGCUCAUCUUAAAGUAUUCCGUGAAGACGGGUCAUCGUUUCUUCUGCAAUCAACUUUUUAGCGGUUGCGAUCCCUACGGCAUUGCUGGCGCCUGGAUAACUGAUGCACUCAAUACGAGUCAAUACACCUUCGAAGUAGCACCGGUAUUCACCCUGAUAGAAGAUUCAGUUAUCAAGAAAUGCCUGGAGCUUUUUAACUUCCCAGAUGGGGAUGGAAUCUUCAGUCCAGGUGGAUCCAUGUCCAACAUGUAUGCAAUGGUUUUGGCGCGCUUUAAAGUGAAUCCGCAGUACAAAUCCAUUGGAAUGUUUGGAAGUCCUCCAUUGGUGGCUUUCACAUCGCAAGAUGCCCACUAUAGUCUAAAGAAGGCAUCCCACUGGAUGGGAAUUGGUUUGGACAAUUUGGUGCAAGUGCGCACCGAUAAUCGCGGACGAAUGUGCCCAGAUGCCCUGCGGGAGGCCAUUGAACGCGUCAAGAGCGAGGGUCGUCGACCAUUCUUCGUGAAUGCCACGGCAGGAACGACUGUUCUCGGUGCAUUUGAUGACAUUCACAAAUUAGCGGAUGUCUGUGAAGAGGCUGGAAUUUGGUUGCACUUGGACGCAUGCCUAGGUGGAACUGCUAUUCUAUCUGAACGCUUCAAAGGGCUUCUUCGUGGAACUGAGAGGGUGCAAUCCCUUGCAUGGAAUCCCCACAAAACCCUCGGGGCUCCACUUCAGUGCUCAAUUCUUCUUAUACAGGAAAAGCAAUUGCUUCAUAAAUGCAACUGCGCCAAUGCGGAUUAUCUCUUCCAGCAAGACAAAUUCUACGAUAUCUCCUACGACACAGGCGAUAAGAGUUUCCAAUGUGGAAGAAAAGUGGAUUCCUUUAAAUUUUGGCUGAUGCUGAAGGUGCGUGGAGCGAAGAAUUUGGGAGAAAGGGUUGACAAUGCAUUAGAGAUGAGCAGUUAUUUGACGGAGAAACUGAAGCAUCGACAGGGCUUCCGCCUCGUUCUGGAUGAAUUUGAAUAUACAAACAUUUGCUUCUGGUACAUCCCUCAGGCAAUGCGUGGACAAGAAGAGACUUCAGAUUGGUGGCAGAAACUUUACAAGGUUGCACCUAAAAUCAAAGAAAAGAUGGUGAUGAGUGGUUCCAUGUUGGUGGGCUUUUCACCACUUCUCCACAAAGGUAUUGGAAACUUCUUCCGUAUGGUUAUCACCUGCUACCCCUCACGUACUCGCGCUGACAUUGAUGAUUUUAUUGCUGAAAUAGAGAAGCUAGGCGAGAGUAUUGAUAUAUGAAAUAUUUCUAUUGAGUAAGGAAAUUUCAAAAUUUUCACUAUAAAUUAUUAAUUUUGAAAAUUUCUUUUUUAUCAGUAUACCAUUUUCUUAUCUUAUGCAAGAAUUGAACAUUCUGAGGCAGUUGCACUCUUGAAACUUAUUUAAAGAAUUUUGCAGGCAGGACUUAUGAAUGAUUUUUAGAUAAACAUUCUAAUUUUCAUUUUACGAACAAAAAAAAAGAAUUUACGAUGUAUCAGCCUUAUUAUGUAUGAAGGGUUUUAGUUUAGUUUAUAAAAUCUUACCGUCAGUAUUCGGAAUAUAAGAUUUUAUGCAUAUAAACAAUUUAAAUUGUGUCUAUCAAUUAAUUUAUAGACAAUUUCCGAAUUUAUUCUCACUGCCUUAUCACGAUAAAAAUAUAUUUUUUGUAAAAAAUAUAACUUUUUAUAACAUAAACAAAUAUUAAUGAUUAUAAAUUUUUAAUAAAGACAUUUCUAUGGCAAGUA
Molecule: messenger RNA, 2054 nt
Organism: Lutzomyia longipalpis
Lineage: Eukaryota; Metazoa; Arthropoda; Insecta; Diptera; Psychodidae
Product: acidic amino acid decarboxylase GADL1
Exons: 6
Coding region: 115-1572 (485 amino acids)
Biological process (GO): carboxylic acid metabolic process
Cellular component (GO): cytoplasm
Molecular function (GO): carboxy-lyase activity; pyridoxal phosphate binding
Source: RefSeq, a predicted model, not a curated record